GUACCAAUAAUAAAAUUGCUAAGAAGAAUAACCGCACUUUUCUGAUUUUCUCGUAUUUUUUAAAUUUUACUGAAAUUAUGAGUGGCCGGCUCGCGCCCAGCAAAAGCACCGUGUACUUGUCCAACUUACCUUUCGCCUUAAAAAACAACGAUCUUCAUAAAUUAUUCGAAAAAUACGGAAAAAUCGUCAAAGUGACUGUAUUAAAGGAUAGAACCACUCGCAAAAGCAAAGGCGUAGCUUUCAUCCUGUUUCAUAAAAUGGAGGACGCGAGAAGCUGCGUCCGCGGAGCUAACGACACAGAGAUGUUUGGUCGCGUUCUAAAAGCGAGUAUAGCGAAAGAUAACGGUCGAGCGACGGAAUUUAUUAGACGGAAAGAUUACCCAGACAAAACAAGGUGUUACGAAUGCGGUGAAUUGGGUCAUUUGAGCUACAAGUGCGAAGAAAAUCUACUUGGAGAAAGAGACCCGCCUCCCAAAAAAGUCAGAGUCAGAAAGAAGAAUCGAGAGAAAAGACAACUUACGGAGGAGGAAGCUCAGUACUUCAAUAGCUCAGAUGAGGAAUUGAAAGAAAUAGGCGAUGAAGAAACAUUGAGUGCAGCCAUAAAAAUGGAGCAAGCCAAGCACGAACUGGAAGAAUACAGGUUGAAGGUAGCCACGGGCUCAUAUGGUGAAAGCGCACAUGCGGAAAUAGAUACAAAGAGGAAGAUUAAGAAAAGUUCGUAUUUUAGCGACGAAGAAGAUAGCGACUAGCGGAAUUUUGUUAAUCGGAUGUGUAAUUAUCCGAAAUAUAAUUAUUAAAAACUAA
This is a messenger RNA of Cylas formicarius (sweet potato weevil), 804 nucleotides long. RefSeq names its product zinc finger CCHC-type and RNA-binding motif-containing protein 1-like. The coding region runs from base 78 to 749 and encodes 223 amino acids. The record is from RefSeq and is a predicted model, not a curated record. The transcript has 6 exons. Gene Ontology annotation, molecular function: zinc ion binding; RNA binding. Lineage: Eukaryota; Metazoa; Arthropoda; Insecta; Coleoptera; Brentidae. Gene Ontology annotation, cellular component: U12-type spliceosomal complex. Gene Ontology annotation, biological process: mRNA splicing, via spliceosome.